This is a messenger RNA of Paramecium tetraurelia, 631 nucleotides long. RefSeq lists its product as uncharacterized. Gene Ontology annotation, molecular function: calcium ion binding. Gene Ontology annotation, cellular component: nucleus; cytosol; neuron projection. Lineage: Eukaryota; Ciliophora; Oligohymenophorea; Peniculida; Parameciidae. The transcript is spliced from 4 exons. The record is from RefSeq and is a predicted model, not a curated record. Gene Ontology annotation, biological process: regulation of cytosolic calcium ion concentration.
AUGGAUACUAAUAAGUUAAGAAGUUCAGGUUAUCAAUUAUCAGACAGAGUUUAAUUUGGAGGAGUCUUCGAGCCAGAGAAAUGCAAACAAAUCGCAAAGCAAGUGAUGGAGUUGUACGAUGCAAACAAGGAUGGUUAUAUUGAAUAAAACGAAAUUGCCAUGAUGUUAUCAGAUGCCUAUAGAGCCAUGAAUAAAGGAUUCAAUCCAACUUCUCAGGAUGUUUCAAAUUGCUAGGCCAUUUUAGAUAGGAAAUCGACUGGACGUGUUCACACAGAGGAUGUUGAAUAAUUGCUUAACCAGUCAAGAGAGUGCCAGAGAAGUUUGUCAAGAAUAGCACAAGAAAGAUUGGAGGUGGCCAGACGUAUCUUCAAGUUCGUGGACAAAGAUGGAUCAGGAUUUUUGACUGAGGAGGAAGUGCCAGAGUUAUUGAAGGAAACUUACAAGCACAUGGGAAUGAACGAUUAUCAACCAACAAAGGAGGAUGUGACCAUUUGGAUUUAGAUGACUGACACUGAUGGGGAUGGUAAGGUGACUUUAGAGGACUAUGAACAAUUGGUUUUGGAUUCAUUGAGAAAACAAGGAAUCAGUUUGGAAUGAUUUAAUAAAUAAGUAGAAUAUAUAUAAUAGUAAU